Messenger RNA from Enhydra lutris kenyoni (northern sea otter), 3560 nucleotides. RefSeq names its product alkB homolog 1, histone H2A dioxygenase. Gene Ontology annotation, cellular component: cytoplasm; nucleus. The record is from RefSeq and is a predicted model, not a curated record. Bases 14 to 1174 code for a protein of 386 amino acids. Gene Ontology annotation, molecular function: oxidative RNA demethylase activity; ferrous iron binding; broad specificity oxidative DNA demethylase activity. Lineage: Eukaryota; Metazoa; Chordata; Mammalia; Carnivora; Mustelidae. The transcript has 6 exons. Gene Ontology annotation, biological process: oxidative RNA demethylation.
GCCAAACAGCGACAUGGGGAAGAUGGCGGCAGCCGUGGGCUCUGUAGCGACGCUGGCGGCAGAGCCAGGGGAGGACGCCUUUCGGAAGCUUUUCCGCUUCUACCGGCAGAGUCGCCCUGGGACCGCAGACCUGGGAGCGGUCAUUGACUUCUCGGCACCCCGCGGCACGGGGCCUGGUGCCCGCAAGGUGGUUAGAGCUCAGCUGAGUGUGUCUUCUGUCAGUGACCACGAUGCACAUAGAGCAGGACUUCAGCCAGUCAGCAAGUGGCAAGCUUAUGGACUCCAAGGCUAUCCUGGAUUUAUUUUUAUCCCAAACCCCUUCCUCCCAGGUUACCAGUGGCACUGGGUGAAGCAGUGCCUUAAGUUCUAUUCCCAGAAACCAAAUGUGUGUAACCUGGACAAGCACAUGACCCAGGAGGAGACUCAGGACCUGUGGGAACAGAGCAAAGAGUUUCUGAGGAACAAAGAAAUGAAUAAACGGAGACCCCGAAGCUUACUAGAGAAGUUGCGCUGGGUCACCCUAGGCUACCAUUACAACUGGGACAGUAAGAAAUACUCAGCCGAUCAUUCUACACCUUUCCCUUCUGACCUGGCUUUCCUCUCAGAGCAAGUAGCCGCAGCCUGUGGGUUUCGGGGUUUCCGAGCCGAGGCAGGUAUCCUGAAUUACUACAGAUUGGACUCCACACUGGGAAUCCACGUAGAUAGAUCUGAACUAGAUCACUCCAAACCCCUGCUGUCUUUCAGCUUUGGACAGUCUGCCAUCUUUCUCCUGGGUGGCCUCAAAAGAGAUGAGGAGCCCACAGCCAUGUUCAUGCACAGCGGUGACAUCAUGGUAAUGUCAGGUUCCAGCCGCCUGUUGAACCAUGCGGUCCCAAGGGUCCUUCCAAGUCCUCAGGGGGAGAGCCUGCCAUGCUGCCUAGAGACGCCUCUGCCCACCGUCCUCCCCAGAGACUCCGUGGUAGAGCCCUGCUCCGAGGAGGACUGGCAGGUGUGCACCAGCUACUUGAAGACCGCUCGUGUGAACAUGACUGUCCGACAGGUACUGGCCACAGACCAGGACUUCCCUGUGGAACCCAUGGAGGAGAAGAAAAGAGACAUCACCACAGAAGGUUUCUGCCACCUGGAUGAUGAGAAUUGCCAAGUAAAACGAGUGAAAUUAAACCCUGACAGCUGAGACUUGGGGAGCCCGUUCUUUUCCUCAGGCAGGUCUCACAGUAGAUGACCAUGCUUUCUUGUAUUGCCGUAGACUUUAGCAUCAAGACAAGCCAAAAACAGAGACAGGGAAAAACUCAUCAUGGAUCACAGUGUUGCCUUGGAACCCAUCCUGAAGAGUAAAGCAGCUAGCCACUUUACUCAGAGAUGUGUUGGACAUGGUCCAGUCUGGUUAGAUGUUAGCUCUUGUAUGUGAGAAGUCCAGGCAGCAGCCAGAACAGCCUUCCCAGCCUCUGCCGUUACCGCUGAGAGAGGCAGAAGUGAGUUGCCAUGUUACUGGAGCCUUCAAUACCUCAGAUUUUAUUAAUGGGAAACCUGACACCCUUCCUGCUACCCCAUCUAAUGAUUUGUGGUAAAAUCAUGGUCCCAAGAACCAGUCAUUAGUCUCAUCCUCAUUCUUCCAGCCAUCCAGUGAUCUUUUCUUCCGUCUUCUCUGGCCUUCACAGAAAAAUCCUAUACACAUUCAGACAAUGGAACUAGAAACCUCAUCUCCUAGGAAAGAAAUUAAUCACAGCUCUCUCUUACCUAAAAGAUAAAAUAUAUAUAAAGCCCCAGGAAGAGGAGCGGUAGUUUCUCCAGAUUUCCUUUAGGUCUAAACUCUUCGUGUUGGCUUUUUAAUGCAGUUUUAAUUGUUGGACUAAAAAAGCCCCAAGGGUGUUCUGUAACUGUUUUCUCCAUGAAUAAAACUCUCUCUUUUAAAUUAAAGAUCUGUAUCUGUCUUCGAGGGUUAGUGAAUCUGGGAUUAGGUUUUUUUUCCCUGUUUUUACUUGCUGCGUCAUUCGUGCUGUUGAAGCCCUCUAGCUGUUUCUGCCCUUUACCAUCCCGCUCUGCCCUAAGGAUUCUCUGUGAUUAUCUCACAGGAGAGAAUAUUCUUUGAUAUUCUAGUCACUGCUAUCUUUUGUGAUUGUGGGCAGCUUGGGAAAUGCAUGACGCACCAAGUUUUAAUAUUUGUACCCCCACCAGCUCGAGUCACCAUACCCUUAGGUGAGCUGCUUUACAUUUCUCUGGGCCUCAGUUUCCUCAUCCGUGACAUGAAAAUAGUAUUUACUCCCAACUUCCAUUUCAGUUGAUAAUGGGAAUUUAGUGCUCCUUUCUAGAAACAUGGUGUCAGUAUUUUAUUACUGCAUGGACCCAGAAACACCGCCUUUUGUCAGUGUGAACGACUGUCUAGAAGCCACUUGAAUACCUGCUGCUUGAGACAAGACUUGCUGAGUCUGCAUGUCUCUGUCCUCCCUUUUUUCUUCUUAGUAACAUUGUAUAUUGAGUUCAUAUUUUGAUACUUGUUUUUUAAGAAAUAAAAAUUAAUACAUUCGUCCCUUACAUCUAAAUAACCUCAAAACUUAGUGUAUGCUGAAAAAUUUUUAUGUAAUUAAAGUAUUUUAAAUAAAUAAUUUUAAAUUACUAAAAUCGCCACUGGAAAAAUCCCUUUUGUUUUCCCUUAGUGUACAUCAUUCAGGACCCACUGAAAAUCCACAUCUGUUGUUUAGCAGUCUAGUAGGUCAGCCCAUCCUUCAGCAUCAAAAUAGUUUGCUCUUCAGUUAGUUGAGUAUCAGACAAAGGUGCUAACUUGUGUUUAGAAACAAUGUGGUACCGAAAAAGUGCAUACUCAGACUAUAAACUCAAACCCCACAAAGUGAGAUAUGUGUGCUGUGAGAAGCCUGUGGAAAUGGUCCCGCCAAGAGAAAUGCAGAUCCCAGUCUCGCAGCCCACACUCCCUUGAGAGAUGUGCUGAUUGGGAUGGUGAGGAAAAUUAUUUACACCAUUAAGUUCUCUAAUUUGUAUUUAUUUUUGUGAGGCACCUAUCGUUGAAGCGCUAUAAUGCGACUCUAUUUUCACAGUAAGCAGAAAAUGAGGCAAUUGAGGAAAAAGGAAAAAUUGGUGAUUUUUUCCACUUUUCCGUGAGGAUGACCCCCCAGGGUUGGUUGGUUUUAGUUGUCCACCAGACAUUCUCCAAGUCAGGAGAUGACAAGUGCUGACCAACCUCCUGUGUGUGUACUGCCCACGGACUAAGAAUAGCUUCUACGUUUCUAAGUGGCUGGGGAGAAAAAGUCAAGAGUCGGAAUAGUAUUUUGUAACACCUGAAAAUGAGAAAAGAGCCAAAUUUCUGCAUCCGUAAGUAAAGUCCUAUCAGAACACAGUCACACUCGUUUAGAGAUGACCUGGGGCGGCUCCUCAUCGCGCACAGGACAGAGUUGAGUGGUGGCAGCGGACAGCACAGGGCCUGAGGGAUCCAGCCUCGAGCAGAGAGUGUUGGUGGAUGUCGAGAAAGGAAGCUAGACCCCGAGACAGGAACCUGAAACCGGGGGGAGGAGCCAAGAGAAGAUCUUUUUUUUUCCUUUAUUAUUUUA